Molecule: messenger RNA, 3539 nt
Organism: Malaya genurostris
Lineage: Eukaryota; Metazoa; Arthropoda; Insecta; Diptera; Culicidae
Gene: SCAR
Product: actin-binding protein WASF3
Exons: 6
Coding region: 1194-3071 (625 amino acids)
Biological process (GO): actin cytoskeleton organization; positive regulation of Arp2/3 complex-mediated actin nucleation
Cellular component (GO): cytoskeleton
Molecular function (GO): actin binding; Arp2/3 complex binding; protein kinase A regulatory subunit binding
Source: RefSeq, a predicted model, not a curated record
AUCCCGCAGACAGCCGCCGUCGGACAAGUCACGCUCGACUCUCGAGUUGAAAAGUUGUACGUUCGAGUGGAGGUCCGUUGCCUCUGCAAGUGUUAUUAAUUUUUGUCUGGAUUCAUAGUUCAGUGCUGUUGAACCGAACUCGGUGCGAGUGGAUUAUUCAAAUCACCGUAUUUCAUAGCCCACUGUGUACACUGUUUUAUAAAUUCUCCGGAGGGUGUUGAUUUGUCAUCACGGUUUUGCUUCCGUAUUGGUGAGGUGUAUGUUUUCAUGUUUUUCAAAUCGGUCCGAAGCAUCACGCUCACUUGCAGUCAGUACUAGGACCGUGUGGCAGUGUAGGUGUGUUUUAUGCACGUACACACCGUCGAGAAGAAGACGUCCACGAAGCAAAAGUGACAGCUCCUCUGAUCUUGUCGCACGUCCGAUACACUCCAGGUGAGUUGUAAGCAGCAUUUUUCUCGUGCUACAGAGGUGGAAAUUGUGCGAAAAAAGUGGAGAAAGUCUAGUGAAAAUCUGCAUUAAAGUUUUCAGCAAGGAUUUGAUGUGUUUUCUCCGCUGAAGCGCACACAGUUCGGUAGUGGAGUACUGCACCAGCUAUUUUGUAUGUAGAUUGAUUCAAUGGCUAGCGCGUUGAUGGAGUGAAAGGGGUGCAGUGAGAAUUGCUGAGCUAAGCAAUCAAAAUAAAUUGUGUGUUUUCAUUGCGGAAAAAUGGUUGUUUAGGCAACCAAACGGCAUAGGUAAAAUUGUGGCAAAUAAUAAGUGAUCUGUGCAAUUUGGAUAUACUCGAGGAAUCGCCCAGCUAGCAACGGAAGAAAAGUGUGAAACCCUAGCAGACGGUGUCUACCAAGUUGUAAGGCAAAGAAGCAAACCUUGGCUGAUAUCAUUCUUCAAGGCAGGCGAGACUGUGUGAUAUUCCGUCAUCCAUAGCCAAUCGACAAACGGGAAUAACAUUCAAGUUUUGAAGAUGUGCCUUCCUCACCGGUCGUACUGAAAGUUGCAGUCGGUAGGAGAUUCACAUGCGACACCGCUCACCAGUCACGGGGCGUAGCCGUCGUGAUUAGAGUGAGUCGGACGGACCGAGGUAGACUGGUCCUGGACGGUAGGGACGAAGGAGUAACAGCAGCAGAAGCAGUAACAGUAGCAGUAGCAACAGCAGCAGCAGCCCCAAUCACAGGUCUGCGAGCAGGAGUAGCAAAAUGCCGUUACCGAAACGGCUCAUCCAGCCGGUGUACGUGGCCCGGUCGGUCUACGUGCGAGAAGAACUUCCGGCCGAGCUCGAAACGGUAACCAACACAACCCUCACCAACAUCGUCCGGCAGUUGUCGUCGCUGUCGAAACAUGCAGAAGAUCUGUUCGGCGAACUAACCCGGGACGCCGGUAAUUUGGCAGAGCGAGCCAAUUCGCUGCAGGCGCGAAUCGAUAGGCUGGCUAUUAAAGUGACCCAGUUAGAUAGCACGGUCGAGGAAGUAUCGCUGCAGGAUAUUCAGCUGAAAAAGGCAUUCAAAAGUGCCACUAUGUUUGACCAGCAGAUUUUCUCCAGACAGACUAUGCCGACGGCAAUGUUGGAGGUUUACCAGGCUUGUGAUAAACCACCGCCACUGGAUAAACUCAACUGCUACCGAGACGACGGAAAGGAUGGACUGAAAUUUUACACUGACCCGAACUACUUUUUCGAACUUUGGCGACAGGAAAUGCUAAAGGACACCGAAAGGGUAAUGCACGACCGCGGUAAGAAGGUUCACAAACCACGCGGCACCGAUGGUGGUGUGGAAGGUGGUCGCCAGAAGAAACGGCCUCGGGCGCCGCACAACACACGCGAAAAGCAACGACAGCGAGCGAUUGGCCACGGUGAAACCCUAAUGCCUAACAAUGUGAUCUAUCGGACGCCAAGUGCGAUUGCAGCGGCCAACGAAGAAGCGAUUUACAACAGCACAAUGGGUGGCAAUAUAAUCUACGAUUCGCGAUCAGCGGGACCAGCGAGACCAAAUUCCAUCGAAUUAAGACGAAGUUACCAGCCGGAAACAGUGGACGGAGGAGGAUACGCACCUUCUUCGCCGCACUAUCAACAGCAAAUGGCACAACAAAACAACUACCAGCCACCCUCGAUGUACGAUGAAUUCCACAACCAAUCGAUGUACGGAAACAACAUGAACCAAAUGUCCCAGGAAAGUCUGUACGCACCGGGAACCCCGUCACGGUCCAAAUCCCGACCGUCACAACCCCCGCCAGCACCACCGUCAACGGGAAGUGGCGGAGGAACACCGAAUGUAUCGAAUGCCAACACUCCCACGCGCGGUCGAAGUAUGUCAACCGGACGGGACAAUCUUCCACCACCGCCACCCAUUCCGGAGGGUCUCCAGUCGCCACCGAACAUUCCCAACGGUGGAGCGAACGUUGCCGCUAAACUUCUGAACCGAGCCAACUCGAGAGCUGGCUCUCCCCAGCUCGGUGCUAAUGGACAACCAAUACAACCCCAGCAACCACCGGUCGGAAUCCACGGAGGACCUCCGCAACCACAGGCGAUAAUCGACCAGAACCAGAUUGCGUUGGCCCAGCUGAACCAGCAAAUCAAUAAUCUGAACAAUCUUAACAUGCAACUUAAUCAGCUGUCGAUGAACGAUCUACCACCGCCGCCACCGAUUCCGGAACAGCUAUCACCGAAACAAUCACCACCGAAUGUAGCGCCUCCUCCACCACCGCCGCCUCCGCCAGUACUGGACGGACCGUUGAGUCCUACGAAACCACCGAUGACCAACGGCGAUGUGAUCGGUGGGCCCAUGCCCAACGGCAAUCUCAUCAUGGGACAAAUGCACCAACUGAAGAAGAUUCCUCCACAGGAAAAAAUUGCCUACGAGGAUCCGCGUUCCGAUCUGAUGAAAGCCAUUCGGGAUGGAAUCAAACUGCGCAAGGUAGAACAACGGAUCGACGCCAAGGAAAACGAUCGCACCAUCGAGCGGCUGCAUGACGUGGCCUCGAUUCUGGCGCGGCGCGUCGCAAUCGAGCUGAGCGAGUCGUCCGACUCGGAAAGUGACGACGAUAGCGAGGGCUGGAUGGAGAACGAAACGUCCGCAUGACAGCACGAGAACGCUGCCACGGCUGGCGCCGUCGCAGCCGGAGGAGGUAAAAAGAAGUAGACUAGAACGACGGAACACUGUGUGUGUGUGUGUGGAUUGGGUGAGAGGGAGAAGGGAAGUAAUGCGAUAACGAUCGAUCGGGCAAAGUUCGGCUUAUCGAAGCAAUUGAGGCGAUAGAUUAUUCGAACAGUUUGCAUUUAAUUGGCAAAUGGUUUCGAAACAGAGUGAGGAUUCAAAAUCUGGAAAUAAACUGUUCCCGACUUUUCGUUUCACGGUGCGAGCUAGACAAUGUUCGAUUGAUUCCGAUUAGUGUUAGUUGAGAUUAAAAGAACACGAACGCCAAUCUGUACGAUGCGAAGGCAUCCUGACAACGUCGAGAGAGAAACAGUGAUAUUGGAAAAGAUGUAUAUUUUUAUUGUAAUUAUACUAAGUUAUUUAUUAACGAAGGAAAGGAAAAAAUAGGAAAGG